Paramacrobiotus metropolitanus is the source of this 922-nucleotide messenger RNA. RefSeq lists its product as uncharacterized. The record is from RefSeq and is a predicted model, not a curated record. The transcript has 8 exons. The coding region runs from base 95 to 619 and encodes 174 amino acids. NCBI's taxonomy places the organism in Eukaryota, Metazoa, Tardigrada, Eutardigrada, Parachela, Macrobiotidae.
UUUCGAAACGAACUUAUUUCUUGCAGCUAUAAUAUUCAUUUUGCUGCUAUCUGCACGAGUGAGUCUGAACUGAUUUUAUACUCUCUACACUACAAUGCUGAAGUCACUAAUUUUGACAGCCGUUGUCGGAUGUGUUUUGGCAGUUUUCUUCAGUCCAGCUCAUGGAGCAGAUCCAAGCAGCAAGAAUGCGACGUCCCAUGGCUACAAUCAUAGCCAUAAUCAUAGCCACCCCCAGGGUCCAAAGCCCAGCAAAGCUUUCAAAGGCAAAUUCCAUUUGAACAACAACACCAUCAUGCAUAUCCACCGCGAUGAAAACGGACAAUGGUUUACUGGGGUGGAAAAGCCGAGCAACGCAACAACCGACAAAAAAACCAAAAGUGUUCUGAACCGUUCCCAUCAUAGUAGUGGUGGCUUCGUACAAAUGCAGCCUCAAAACAACUUUGCCUCCAUGAUGCCUUUGUUGAUGUCGAUGAUGGGCAAUGGUGGCGGCGCGGGACGUCAAGAUGCUGGAGGUUCAGGAAACAACAACGCCAUGCUUGCCGCGAUGAUAUCUGCCAUGGGCCAGAGCCAGCCGACACAACAAAUUGUUAGCUCGGGCCGAGGCGGAAGUGGUUCCUAAAUACAUUAGAUGUAUACAGAAAUUUCGUUUUCGAAGACGACCAGCAGAAUCUAGUAUGUCAAUGCUUCCGCGACAGUGCUUACAAAUGAAUGGAUUAUCUACUUAAUUGUAAAUUUGUCAGGCAAUGUUAGGAAGUCUGCGAGAUUACUCUUUAUCAUUAGUUCUGUGCGCGAGUCUAUGUAAGCUAAGAUAUUAAAAAUGCCUGGCUUGAAUAGUUUAUUUCAAAUCUAAACCCCUGCAACUAGAUGUUUGAUUUUUUUCAAAAUAUACACAGCAACGCCAGUAAUAAAAGUACUGCACCUA